AUGCCAGAAAGAGGACCAGAUCAGUGGUUUGAAGAAGUCAAAAGCUGCAAGGCUUUAAGUGAAAAUGAUAUGAAGCAUCUUUGCGAACGGGUGAAGGAUUUGCUGAUGGAGGAAUCCAAUAUACAGCCAGUGCAGAGUCCAGUGACAGUAUGCGGAGAUAUUCACGGCCAAUUUCACGAUCUACUGGAACUUUUCAAGAUUAGUGGUGGGUUUCCCGGAUCCUCCUCUAAUGGAAUAAAACAGAACUAUAUCUUCCUAGGAGACUAUGUGGAUAGAGGCUAUUUCUCGUUGGAGACGUUCACGUUACUCAUGAUUUUAAAAAUUAAGUUUCCUCAACAUAUCACAUUGGUAAGGGGAAAUCAUGAAUCCAGACAGAUCACUCAGGUUUAUGGAUUUUAUGAGGAAUGUCUCAAUAAAUAUGGUUCCACCACUGUCUGGAAGUACUGUUGCCAGGUGUUCGACUUUUUAACCCUUAGUGCCAUCAUUGAUGGUAAAAUAUUAUGUAUCCAUGGUGGUCUCUCUCCCGAUAUUCGCAUGUUAGAUCAAAUCAGAGUUCUCAGCCGAGCGCAAGAGGUCCCUCAUGAAGGAGGAUUUUGUGACUUGGUUUGGUCUGACCCAGAUGAAGUCGACAGUUGGGCUGUUUCUCCUCGUGGAGCUGGCUGGUUAUUCGGUGCUCGAGUAGCACGUGAGUUCAACCACAUUAAUAACUUGCAACUCAUCGCUAGAGCCCAUCAAUUGGUCAUGGAAGGCUUCAGAUACCAUUUCAAAGAGAAAGAUGUCGUCACUGUGUGGUCCGCUCCUAAUUAUUGCUACCGUUGCGGAAACGUGGCUAGUGUGAUGAACGUCGAUGAUGAGCUCGAUGUUAACUUCAAGAUAUUCAGCGCUGUACCUGAUGACACCCAGAAAAUGAAUCCUGUUAAGAAUCAAAGAAACGAAUACUUUUUGUAA
Molecule: messenger RNA, 948 nt
Organism: Komagataella phaffii GS115
Lineage: Eukaryota; Fungi; Ascomycota; Pichiomycetes; Pichiales; Pichiaceae
Product: Type 2A-related serine-threonine phosphatase
Exons: 1
Coding region: 1-948 (315 amino acids)
Biological process (GO): G1/S transition of mitotic cell cycle; peptidyl-serine dephosphorylation
Cellular component (GO): cytoplasm
Molecular function (GO): protein serine/threonine phosphatase activity
Source: RefSeq, a predicted model, not a curated record